Molecule: messenger RNA, 6899 nt
Organism: Anastrepha obliqua
Lineage: Eukaryota; Metazoa; Arthropoda; Insecta; Diptera; Tephritidae
Gene: Fancm
Exons: 9
Coding region: 226-5613 (1795 amino acids)
Biological process (GO): interstrand cross-link repair; double-strand break repair via synthesis-dependent strand annealing; replication fork reversal
Molecular function (GO): 3'-5' DNA helicase activity; four-way junction helicase activity; four-way junction DNA binding
Source: RefSeq, a predicted model, not a curated record
CCAAUGAAGCAAAAACCAAACAAACAACUUUUAUAAAGCCUUGUUUGUAGAACUUACUUUCAUGACUUCUUAAAAAUUGUUCGAUUUUCCCAAGAAAAUAUUACAAAGUAUAAAAAAAAUUCGAAGAGUUAAAGUGUUAAUCAGGAAGUUUUGACUAAAAGCGGCUGCUGGGCAGAGGCACUCUAACAAGGAAAAUUUCGCCCAAGUGUAGAUGACACCGGUGAUAUGUCCGUUUCAUCUGAUUAUUGGUGUGAUUUGACAUUGGACGAAGACGAGCAGCAUAACAUAUUGGCUGCAUCAUUGUCAUCUCAAAAUAAAUCACAACUCCGCACCGGUGAACAGCACGCCGGCUUCGACAACAAUGUAGGCGAUACGUGGUUAUACCCCAGCAAUUUGCCACUACGUGCAUAUCAGUUAAGUAUAGUAAAGGUCUCACUAUUCAACAACACAUUAGUCGUAUUGCCUACCGGACUUGGUAAAACUUUCGUAGCAGCGGUUGUUAUGUACAAUAUUUACCGGUGGUAUCCGACCAGUAAGAUCAUUUUUAUGGCACCUACUCGUCCUCUAGUGGCUCAGCAAAUUAAGGCCUGUCAAAGUGUAAUGCCUUUUGCUGACGAAGAUACAGUCGAGUUAACGGGUAGAUUGCCGCGCUGCCGCCGUAAAGAGUUGUGGAGUGAAAAACGUGUUUUCUUUGCUACACCACAGGUGGUACAAUCGGAUAUUAAUGGAGUAGAUGAAUCUAGUACCCGUCGGGAAGAUCUUAAUUUUCCUUUUGACCAAGUGAAACUUAUUGUAGUUGAUGAAGCGCACCGUGCUAAGGGACGAUACGCGUACAUUGAAGUUGUUCAGGCUAUAAAGCAACGCAAUAACUACUUUAGAGUUUUAGCGCUAUCUGCUACACCGGGGCGUACCAUUGAGGACGUCGCAGAAGUAGUGUAUAAUCUCUUAAUUUCUCACAUUGAACUUCGUUGUGAUACGUCGGUCGAUGUGCUGCCUUAUGUUCACAAGCGUCAUAUGAAAAAAGUUGUUGUACCGCUUGGCGAAGAUUUAAAGGCAUUGCGUGACGAAGUGUUACUGAUAAUAGAUCCAUACCUUCGGCAGCUAGUCGAUGCGAAAGUGUUAGGUGGGUCGCUAGCGAACAUUACACGUAAUUUUCUAUUGUUCGAACAGAAACGAUUUCGUGAGCAAAGUCGAAGCAAACAGCAUCCAGAGCAAAAGGCUGUUUCAAUAAAUUUUUCGUUUUGUAUUAGUAUGUAUCACGCCCUUGAAUUGUUAGAACGACACGGCAUGCGCGUGUUCCUGAAUUAUUUCGAAGAAGAUGAAGAAGGGCGAAAUAAGUUUGUAGUAUAUAUGGAACCUCGAAUACGUCAUUUGUUAGAUCGAUUGCGUGACAAAUUGGGCCCGAAUCCUUUCGAAUUUUCAACACACCCAAUGACAAAUGGGCAAAUCGCUAAAUUGCCCGAUAAUCUGGACUUUGGUCAUCCGAAGUUUGAAGAAGCUCGAAUUUGUUUACUUGAACAUUUUCAGGCUCAUCCAGAUUCCCGUGCCAUAGUUUUUUGCGAAUAUCGAGAAUCUGUAAUGCUGAUAUAUCGCUUGUUACUGCAACAUGUGCCAUUGUUAAAGCCACGUUAUUUUGUAGGUCAGGGCGCAACUACUGGUUCUUUGCGCCCUCUUACACAAAAGGAGCAGAUACAAAUUAUGCAAGAUUUUCGUAGCGGUAAAAAUAACAUACUUGUAGCAACAUCUAUCGGCGAAGAAGGCAUUGAUGUUGGGGAGGUGGAACUGAUUGUGUGCUUCGACAUUAACACUUCUAAUCCUCAACGUUUCGUUCAACGAAUUGGUAGAACAGGGCGACAAAAACAGGGUAAUGUUGUGAUAUUGGUUACCGAAGGACGGGAACAGCAAAUCCUGAAGAGUGUGCUUGAGCAAAAGGAUCAAACUAAUGCAAAAAUACUUCAGUCAAUAGUAGUACGUAAUUCAUUAUAUAAGAAUUCGCCCCGGCUUGUACCCACCGAGUUAGAUCCAAAAGUAAUUCAUGUCUUUAUAAAACCUGUACCAAAUGAAAAAGGCAUUGAUGUAAAAUGUAAAAAUGAUAAUGAACGCAAAACUAGAAAAAUUAAGCAAAAAACGAAAGACAAUUACAGUAAAAAAAAUCAAGAUCUACGAACCUAUUUCAAGCAGCAAUCGAUCCAAAAUCCUAGUUUAUUAUUGGCAAGCCCACCUCAACCUGGUUUAGAGACGCAGCAAAGUGUCGAAAAAUGUUUAAACAAAAUAGAUGAAUAUUUCAAAGCCUUCGAAGCUCCAGUGACAACAAAUACACAAUUGUGUGCGUCAAAUCCAUUUACUCAAAAACCACCUAUAACUCAGUUUAAUCGAAAUGCAAUAUUGCACUCCCAACGUUUUCGCAACCUACAUAAACUAAUGCAGAAAAGUACACCUUUAUUACGGGCCAAGGACGUAAUUACCGACCCAGUAGAGCAAAUAAAAUCGCCAAAGGUAUCUAAUGAUGGAAAACGUUUCAUUUUGCGUGCCCAACCAUCUAUAGUGCGUGAUUCUUUAGAGAAAAUGAAGGUUUUGGAGUUAUUGGCCUCAGAACACGACCAAAUGUCCGCGGAGGAAAAACAUGUUAGAGAGUUGUAUAGCAUAAUUGAAACACUUUUGGGUGGCACGCGACUAGCGGUAGAAAUAUUCGUUGAUGAUGCAGAGAUAGAAGAGAUGGUUAAGAAACGCUGUGAAAUACCUUCCAGCGUUCUUGAUGUAAGCGCCAGUGAAUAUAAUGAGACCUGCAAUGCAAUAUUCAACGGAUUAGAGCCACAGGGAAUUCUGUGUGAUAAUUUUGAAUUUAUUCAAAAAGAAAUAGAAAAAAUAGAGUUUUAUAAAGCGCCAUAUCUUGAACCGGUAGAAGAUAAUAAUAUACCUAUUCCAUACUCGCCAUUAAAAAAUGAUGCCGAAUCAAUGAUAUAUGAAACUGUUAGAGAAAAUUAUCAAAACACCAAUAUUUCUGACAUCAGUAUGGAUUCUGAAACCAUUUUCCAAAGUAACUGCCAUUGGGGUGACUUCGUAAAGAAUGCCCCAUUGGCUAACAAAUCUACCCCUUUGCAAGGACCGCUAGAAAAAGCAUUCCAGCGUCAAGUUGGAAAAUCUGAAGAAAAAAACCUCUCGAAGGUUUUACCAAAGAGGCUGGAAAAAAGUUUUAGUGGGUCAAAUGAAAGUGCAGAAGAUGAUUUGGACGUGAUAUUUGUUUCUGAAACAGAAAACCUAACGAAUACCAAACCUUUGUUAACUGACAGAGUACUUGAAGAACAAAAUACUUAUACCGGGGAAAUAUCCGUACCCGAUACACUUUCUGAUGAAAAACCCGUUGUUGAUACGCAGAAUUCGUCCAAACAAAUCCUUCCAUCAACAAAUUCUUACCUAUGUGAAUUAGAUGUAGACAUAGAAGCGUUUCUGGAACCAUUUCCUGAAGAAACUCAAAAGGAUAAUACUGCUGAAACUGCAAUUGUCUUCACCAAGAAAAUUAAAAUCGAUAAUGAAAGAAUUUCUCUUGGUCGAUCAGCGAACAUUAAAUUGGCACAUCGCGCAAGUCAAAAAGAAAAUGAGAAUACUUCGAAUUUGAUAAAGACUCUGAAGGCAGUGAAGAAGUUUUCAAAUCCAUCAGCUGCAAGUGCAAAACCUAAUUUAAGCGAACCGAAUUCCAACAUAUCGGCAAUACCACAAAUGAAACUACCGAUUCAAAUAGAGCAAUAUGAAAAAUCUCCAAACAUGUUAGAAAUGUACGUGCAAAAUGCAGCAGCUAAAAGUUGUAAUGAAGAAAAUUCACUUAUCCCACAUAACACAUCUAAAAGUAAAUCGCUUUCCUUCAGUGGAUUGGACAUGAAAGCUAAUGAAGGGUCAGAAAUGGAGUGCGACGAAUUUAAAGAAACUCAAAUCCUCAACGAUUGUAAAACUGUUCAGUCAAAAGUCUGUAAAAUAUUUUCAUUAUGUAAUGAGGACAUUGUUUCCAAUUCGAAAAAAAAAAUCGAUGAUGAUGAAAUUCCAAACCCUAAUUCACCGCUUUACUCAAGUCAAAAUAAAUGCAACAGUACCUCGAAUUUAUUAACAACUCUUUCAAAUACAUCAUCAAUGCUAAAUAACAAGCAUAAUUUGACAGUAUUGGAUUCAAAUAGACCUGAAACACCACCAGGAAAGCUUCUAACUGAACCGGAACAUUGUCAAAGAUCACCAAAUCUGUACGAAAUGUACUUGCAAAAUGUACGAAAACGUAGCAACUUGCCGGAACAUAUAAAGCAGAGCGUGACUUUCGCCAAAAAUCAACUUCUUAAAGCAUUAUCCUCAUCCGUCGCUAACAAUGUGAACCCAGUACAAAUCUGUGACGAUGAGACAUUAAUCAUUCCAUCGAAGGCAACGAAACGUAAAUUAAUUUCAUCAAGUGAUUCCAGCGAGGUAGACCUGAAAGCUGAUGGAGGAUUAGAAACGGAUUGCGAAGAAUUUAAAGAAACUCAAAUCCUCAACGAUUCUGCAUUUACUCCGUCAAAAGUUCACAAAAGAAAUCCAUUCGGUGAAGCUGGUAUUGUUUCUACUUCGCAGACGAAAUUCGAUGAUGAUAUAAUUUUAACCCCUACUUCACCUAUCCACUCGAAUCAAAAAGAAAAUGAAAAUAUUUCAACGGUAUUAAAUUCCAAAAAACUCAUAAAAUCCUUGGAUAGGCCCCCAAUUCAACUUGAAUACUAUCAAAGAGAAAAUCGUAUGAAUUUUUCGAAAUAUGUGUACAAAAGCGCAGAGAAUCAACUUUUCAGAGCAUUGCCCUCAUCCGACGCUAACCAUAUCAACUCAGUUUGUAACGAAGAAAAGUCAUUAAUUAUUUCAUCUAAGACAUCCAAACGUAAAAUAAUUUCCUCCAGUGAUUCCAACGAGUCUAUAAAGGCGGAAACGGAUGAGGAAGAAUGUAAAGAAACACAAAGCCCCAUGCGUAUAAUAGACUCGAAUUCAAGUGCCAAAGAUUCUGAAACAGGUCCAUCUAACACCCGUAAUAAUAUUUCCUCGUGUGAAACGGAUGGCGAAGAGAUCGCUGAAACCCAAAAACCCAUUCGUCGUAGGCGCCUGCAACGACAAAGUCGUCGUUUGCAUGACUUCAUUGAUACUCAAGCUAUAUUUAGCAGCGAUGACGAAAGUGAAGAAUACAGCCAAAUGCCAUGUAGCCAAUAUGUUAAAGAUUCCAUGAUUGUGUCUAGUGAUGAAGCCGAGACGUUUGACGAAAAUGCAGCCACAUCAACACAGAUGCAAGCGUACUAUCUUCAAUCGGUUAAAAGUCCAAAACAUUUACCGCGUGGCGCUUUCAAAAUUCCCGCCUUUCGCGAGUUUAAUGAUCAAAGUCAAAUAUAUUCACAAGCUGCGCCUUUAGAAGAAUCUCAAUACGUUUGCGAUUCUUUUGUAGUAAAUGAAGAUGAUGAAGGAUCAAUAGAGUUACAUGACCAAACUGUAUGCCCACUGGAACGAGCUGAGCGCAUUUUAAAGGAACGGAGACGUAGAAGUAAGGAAUUCAAAUCAGUUGCUAAGAUUCAGCGGCGACGGCGCAUUGUCAAACCGUCAGAGAGUUCUGAAGAUGAGGACUAACACUCAAAAUUAUUAAUCACUAACAUGAAGUAUUUUCGUGGUAUUCAGUGAUUUUUGUUUUUGAGUGCGUAAAUCUUUGGAAAUUAGAACACGAUUUAAUUUUAAAUGCCUAUAUAAGUUAACUUUCUCGUUAUUAUGAAGUUAAAAAAAAUAUAAUUUUUGGGAGCCGUGCUCCUUUAUUCACCAUUCACUUAGAACUAAAAUUACAAAAUAAUAUUUCUUAUAAUUUAUAACCUUAUCUACGUUUGCCUUACUGACGGUGAAAACUGCUGACGGUUCGCUUCCCACAGGUGAAGUUGUUUGUUUCAACUUGACUUCUAUUUAACGCUUACUGUUCACAUGGUUUGGCCCGCUCAUGUUACAGCCUCAGCGAUUUCGACACUUUGUUAUGUCUUGGGUAUUUAAUUUAUAUUAUAUUAUGUGAACAUGUGUCAUGGUAACAAACUCCCCCCCUAAGAUUCAAACGUCCUCGUUUGAAGUCUUGUUGAAAAUUUGGUUAAGUCCUUUUAUUGCAGCCUCCGUUAGAUCGAUGGACCGUGUUUCUUUGUUUUUUCUAGGAGACAGGAUUAAUUUGUUUGAAAAUAUGGCAAUGAUUAUAAGUAUGAUCAUAACGCUGAUGCUUGCUGCAUACUUGAGCCGAUAUGACGAUCCUGUUAGUCUAAUUUCUUUUGUGUUAUUGAAAUUUAAUUGUUUUAGCAUUUCUAAAGAAAGUAUUUCUUCGCUUCUGUUUGAUAUCGAUAUUGGUUGGAGAAUAGCAGGUAGGGGUUUGUUCGUUGAUUUUUCCCCAUUGAAAAAUUUCUUUCCGUUGAUUUGAAUUGUGGCGUUAUUGAAGUGAAUCACAAAAGUACCGUUAAGAGUUGUAUAGUCUUCAUUUAUUAGGACACGGCCCCUGAAAUCGUUUAGGAAUAUAACUCCAGGUGACAGCUCCUCGAAGUCUGGGAUGUGCUGGCUAUUUGUGACCGUGCAGUUUGGCAAACGACUCGUUAAGAGGUUACUAAUACAAUAAUCAUUACUUAAAUCUAGCAAAUUAUCCCUUAAACAUAUUUGUAAUGAGUUAUAUUUUUUACAACUGCUUUUUAUUCCAUAAAUAACUUUUUCACAGUUAAGAAUUGAAUUGAAACUGAUUUUGUUAAUAUUGUUGUUUUUCUUUACCGCUCUGAUAUCAAUAGUUUGACAAAUUUGAUUUUCUACAGUUGGUAAACUUAUAAUAUAAAUGAUUGUCUUGCCAUUAGUCGCUAUUUUAAUUUCAGAAAAUUCCAGAGCUUCGUCCAAAUUUACAAACGGGA